AAGAGGAAGAAGGUUCAAAAAAAGAAAAUUGACCUUUGAAAGCUAAACAGCAGGUGGAGAGGAAAAACCAGGCACAGCUCUGGAUUCAUCGAGGAGAAAAUAAAUGUAAAGAAAAAAGUAUUUUUUUCUCAACUGAAGAGGGAUUACAAAUAUGACAGCACGUGGCUUUACCCAUCUGGCCAAGCUCUUGAGUGUGUAACCGGCACAUAUGAGAGCUGAGAGUUUGUUUGCAAAGCGUGAGCAGGUAAGGCAUUAGAGCAAUGGAGGGUGAGGAAAGGCCUGCCAUGGCGAGGUCGAGCCGUCUGACGGCCCUUCAGGAGCAGCUCAUCUGGGCCCUGCUAGAAUCGGGCCUGUCUCGGGAAGUCUUGAUCCAUGCAAUGGGGGAACUAGAGCGAGACAGGGCGAAUGGAACAGACAAAGGAGAGCGGGGGGACGGGGAAAGCUCCGAGGAAGGAGAGAUGGAUUACCCACCACCGAUAUUCCGAGAUUUGGAGAAGCUUGCCCCAGAAGAGGCAGCCAAACUGAGGGCUGAAGUCGAACGGCUCCUGCAAGAGGACCCAUGGCAUGUUGCAAAAAUGGUGAAAAGCUACAUGCAACAACACAAUCUCCCCCAAAGAGAAGUGGUAGAGUCCACAGGACUUAAUCAAUCGCACCUCUCCCAGCAUCUCAACAAAGGCACACCUAUGAAGAACCAGAAGAGAGCCGCACUGUACAGCUGGUACGUCAAGAAGCAGUGCGAAAUCAGCCAGCAAUUCACCAAUGCCAAACAUGGCCUCACAUCAUUGGAGGAGCCAGGUGAUGACUCCAGGAGGGGUCGGAGGAACAGAUUCAAAUGGGGCCCAGCUUCCCUGCAAAUCCUUUUCCAUGCUUACGAACGGCAAAAAAACCCUAGCAAAGAGGAGAGAGAAGGUUUAGUGGAGGAGUGUAACAGGGCAGAGUGUCUCCAAAGAGGAGUAUCCCCUUCACAGCUUGCUGGUCUGGGGUCAAACCUGGUCACAGAAGUCAGGGUGUACAACUGGUUUGCAAACCGCCGAAAAGAAGAGGCUUUCCGGCACAAACUGGCUCUUGAUGGGCCAUUUACCAGCCAUUCGGGUUCUUCUUCAAACCACCUUUCUUCUAGUCCAGAACUCAGUGCCAAAUACAGUCAUCAAAUCCAAUGUGAGACCCUGAACUCAGCCAGAGCUAGUGGAGGGGAAAAUGUGGGACGUCUUGUGGCAAGUCCUGUCCAGCUGGAGCCAAGCCACACACUCCUUGAGAGCCACCAUCCCAAACUGGUUUCCAGUGGAGGCCCACUUCCCCCUGUAAGCACUCUGACCUCACUUCACAGUUUGUCCUCAUCGCCUGCAUCUUCGCAAGGCCUAAUCAUGGCUUCCCUGCCUAGUGUCAUGAGCCUUGGAGAGUCUUCACUUCUCAUUGGCCUAGCUUCAACACAACCUCAAACGGUACCAGUCAUAAACAACAUGGGAGGUGGCUUUACAACUCUGCAGCCAAUCUCAUUCCAGCAGCAGAUUCACACCCAACAACCAAUGCCACAACAGCUCCAGAGUCAUAUGGGUGCCAGUCCAUUUAUGGCUACCAUGGCACAACUGCCAAGUCACAUGUAUAACAAGACUGAUUCGUCUCAGUAUGCUGGGUCCAGUCUGCUAUCGCAAGCCAUGGUAAUCACUGAUAGCAGUAGUCUGGGGACAUUAACCAGCCUCACUUCUGUCAGACAGAUUCUAACAACAGAUCCAGAGGAGCAGACAGAUCCUUCAUUGCAGGAAAAUUCUCUGCACCUGCAGUCUCACACACCUGUACCAGCAUCAAGCCAGAGCCCAGAGCUCUAUCCUGCCUCCCAGACAACAGACAACCACCCGUCUCAUCUCUUGUCAACUUCACCGACAGACAUUAGCUCUUACAUUCCUGCACAAAUGGUCUCUACAGCACAGUAGUGCUGCGACCCAGCAAUGCCUCUGCAACACCAAUGUGACCAAGAAGCUUUUUUGGAAAGGAAUGUUGCCUCUGAAUCAAAUUUAACAAGUUCUGAUGAAAGGACAACAAAAGGUUUGAGGGUUUUAAACAGUAGAAUAUGAACAGGUAUUCGUGAUGGAAAAUAUUAGCUUUUCACACAGAAAAUCACCAAAUUAUAAAGUAUUUUAUUUACUUUUUUAUAAUCUGGGGAAAUUGUAUGUUCAUUUCAAAUGUGUACAUACUUUGUACAUCUUUUGUGACAUAUCAAGAACAAUAGUAUUAAAGAGCGUGAAUUUA
Molecule: messenger RNA, 2247 nt
Organism: Corythoichthys intestinalis (scribbled pipefish)
Lineage: Eukaryota; Metazoa; Chordata; Actinopteri; Syngnathiformes; Syngnathidae
Gene: hnf1a
Product: HNF1 homeobox a
Exons: 10
Coding region: 261-1931 (556 amino acids)
Biological process (GO): positive regulation of DNA-templated transcription; pancreas development; liver development
Cellular component (GO): nucleus
Molecular function (GO): RNA polymerase II cis-regulatory region sequence-specific DNA binding; DNA-binding transcription factor activity, RNA polymerase II-specific
Source: RefSeq, a predicted model, not a curated record